AUGAUUCCACCGGUGGAUGUUUCCCCCCUGAACAAGUUCAGCAGGCAUUCAGUACUCAUUGGGAUGGUCCAUGGAAAGAAAAUAUAUGACCAUUCGAAGCCUAAUGCUGAGGAGGAAAGGAGAAUAGCAGCAGAGGAGGAAAAGAAGCGUGAGGAAAUGGAACGAAUUGCAAGAGCACUGGCAGAAGCUAACAAAGAUUCAAUACUGAAAUAAAC
This is a messenger RNA of Lacerta agilis (Sand lizard), 215 nucleotides long. Its product is annotated as ATP synthase subunit e, mitochondrial-like. Lineage: Eukaryota; Metazoa; Chordata; Lepidosauria; Squamata; Lacertidae. Gene Ontology annotation, biological process: proton motive force-driven ATP synthesis. Gene Ontology annotation, molecular function: proton transmembrane transporter activity. Bases 1 to 213 code for a protein of 70 amino acids. The transcript has a single exon. The record is from RefSeq and is a predicted model, not a curated record.